This is a messenger RNA of Capsella rubella, 828 nucleotides long. RefSeq names its product mavicyanin. The transcript is spliced from 2 exons. NCBI's taxonomy places the organism in Eukaryota, Viridiplantae, Streptophyta, Magnoliopsida, Brassicales, Brassicaceae. Gene Ontology annotation, cellular component: plasma membrane. Gene Ontology annotation, molecular function: electron transfer activity. The coding region runs from base 114 to 629 and encodes 171 amino acids. The record is from RefSeq and is a predicted model, not a curated record.
ACUUUGAUCUCUUUACGCAACUAAAGUCCAUGCAUUCCCCUAUAUAUACACGACUUAGCAGCAAAGCUUAAUUCAAGUAUAUCUAAACCAAGUUUAAAAUCCACUAAAAACCAAUGAAAAUGCAAGCAGUUCUUGUGAUCUUGGUUUUCUCCGGUUUAAUCUCGGUUAAGACAACGUUAGCAGCACAACAUGUGAUCGGUGGUAGCCAAGGCUGGGAACAAUCCGUUGAUUUUGAUUCUUGGUCUUCCGAUCAAUCUUUCAAAGUCGGCGACCAACUAGUUUUUAAGUAUUCAGGACUACACAGCGUUGUUGAGCUGGGAAGUGAAACGGCAUACAAGAGUUGUGACCUGGGAACACCUGUCAAUUCGUUGAGCUCUGGAAACGACGUCGUGAAGCUAUCCAAAACCGGUACUCGUUAUUUCGCCUGUGGAACCGUUGGACACUGUGAACAAGGCAUGAAGAUCAAAGUCAACGUUGUCUCUUCUGACUCCAAAUCCGCUUCCUCUCCGGGUUCCGGUUCGGAUUCAGGUUCGGGUUCGGAAUCUAGUUCGGGUCAUGGGUUACGGGCUUCUAUUGGAUACAUUUUCGUUGUUGGAUCAUUGGUUAUUGGUCUCAUUUGGGCUUACUGAGAAUUUUAGGCUUUUGUAAUGUACCGAGGAUUUAUAUAUUCGUUGGGGAGAGAAUAAAAUAUUUUGGGAAUGAUUGAUUCAUUCGUAUUUGUUGUUGUUGUUGUUGUUUGUUGAAUAUACUGUAUUUGUUAUUUUGUGAAUCGUUAUGUAGUUCGGUAUUAUUGCGUUUCUGAUCUUAUUCUAUAUACCUUGUUUAUCA